Molecule: messenger RNA, 915 nt
Organism: Mycotypha africana
Lineage: Eukaryota; Fungi; Mucoromycota; Mucoromycetes; Mucorales; Mycotyphaceae
Product: peptidase C14, caspase domain-containing protein
Exons: 7
Coding region: 1-915 (304 amino acids)
Biological process (GO): proteolysis
Molecular function (GO): cysteine-type endopeptidase activity
Source: RefSeq, a predicted model, not a curated record
AUGGAAGAUUUUGAACUAUCUAAUUGUGGUGGUAAAAAGAGAGCUUUGUUGAUCGGUAUUAACUAUAUUGGUACUAGUAAUGAGCUUAACGGUUGCAUUAACGAUGUUCAGAAUGUGAAGAGCUUUUUGAUUGAAUACUACAAUUUCAGGGAGGAAGAUAUGGUUAUCUUGACUGAUGAUCAACAAGAUGAAAAGUUCAAGCCUACUCGUGCCAAUAUUACUGCUGCCAUGCAAUGGCUUGUUCAUAAAGCUGAGGCUGACGAUUCCGGUCACGGUGGUAGAGUGAAAGAUUCUCAUAAUGAUGAAGAUGAUGGUUUUGAUGAAACCAUCUAUCCCGUUGACUUUGAAAGCUACGAAGGUGACUCUGGCCAAAUUAGGGAUGAUGAAAUCCAUGAUUUGUUGGUUGAACCUUUGCCGGCUAAAUGUAGAUUGACUUGUGUUUUUGACAGUUGCCAUUCUGGUACUGUCUUGGAUUUACCCUAUGUUUAUUCCACUAAGGGACAAAUUAAGGAAUCCGACUUGUUUAAACAUGCCGGUAAAGGUCUUCUUUCCGCAGGCAUUGCCUAUGCUUCAGGUAACAGGGCUGGCGCUUUAAGCAGUAUUCUGUCUGCUGGUAAGCAAAUGCUUCAAUCGAAGAUGGUGAGUAGCAAGAACCGUAGAGAAAACUCCUCCAAAGCCGAUGUUAUCAUGUUCUCUGGCUGUAAAGACGAUCAAACCUCUGCUGAUGCCAAGGAAGCUGGUCAAGCUACUGGCGCCAUGAGCUACGCAUUCACUAAAACUCUUCGUGCCAAUCCUCACCAAACCUAUCAAGAAUUAUUGAAUAGUGUCCGCGAUAUUCUUCGUGCUAAGUACUCCCAGAGACCUCAAUUGAGCGCUUCUCAUCCUAUUGAUGUUAAUUUACAAUUUACAUGUUAA